AAUCUAAAAAAAAAAAAUGAAGGAGUGUAUAAGAAGCACAUCGAAGUGCUGAGAGCAGCAACAGAAGAAGAAACAGAUUAACAAAGGACAAGUACCACGACAAGUCUGUGUCUUUUGAUCAACUACGGCCUUCAGGUUGAGUUCGUAUUUGUUAAGCCUUCUGUAAGAUACAAAAGGAAAGACAGAAAGAGAGAGCGAAAUAGAGAGAGAGAGAGAGAGAGAGAGAGAGAGAGAGAGAGAGAGAGAGAGAGAGGCAAGACUGAGAGUGAAAGACAAUUGUGAUGUUUGCUCUUCUUGAGGCACUUUGAAGUAAAUCAAAGGCUUUCUGAGACGGAAAACAGACAAUAUAGUGUGCACCAGGCUGAAGACAUAAACGAACAAAGGAAGGUCUAUUUCAUUGUUAGAAGAUCCAUUUUUCGGAGUCAUGGAGCAAAAAUUGGUCCUGAGAGCCGUCUUUUUCUUCGCCAUCUGCCUAACAAGAAGUCUUACAGCAGGAACAGAUGUCUCUCAUCAUUCUAACAAAACACUUCCUCGCUCUACUUCAACCAAAGAAAAGCUGACAGUUUUCAGAAAUGAGUAUGUUGAACUGGGCACCACUGUCUCCUUAAACUGCACCAACACAAAGAUUGCUUGGCAGGAUCUGAUUUUUGUCAUCUGGAAAAUUUCUCUUCGAGACAAAAAUUGCACCAUUGCUAUGGCUAAAAAUGACUCUGACCAUGACACCUGUCAAGAUGGUAAAAGGCUGAAUCGCACAGCAGACGGAGUAUACCAGCUGAUCAUUCCACAUUUUUCUUUUAAAGAUGAAGGAAAUUACACCUGUGACAUUUCCUAUGAAUCAGGUGGUUGGUUGGAAAAUAUAAUUGUCUCUGGAUUCGCUAAACCAAAGCUAACUGGCUGGCUGGAAAAUGAGAAUGGAGACAAUGUCGCUGUGUGUGAAGCUAAAAGCAACUCGCCAGUCUCUGUCUCCUGGGAAGCACCUUGUAAUUCAUCCAUUCCCAUCACACAAGCAUAUGCGACUACAGGGCAACUUUUCACAGUAAUCAGUCGCUUCCACCUUGAUUGUGACCUUAGUCAUACAAACCUUACUUGUGUGGCCACUGUCAAUAACAACAAACACAUCAAGGCUCAAUUUAGCAACUUCGAAUUAAGAGAUGCACCUGUUAAAUGGCAUAUUAUUAUCUUGCCAGUUUGUGCCUUCUUCAUCUGUGCAGCUAUUGUCUUUGUACUCUGCAAGAUGCGCAAACAUCUCAAACCAUUAAGCAUUUUCAGAAAGAUUUGCUGCAAAACUGACAUCCCUGCGACAACAGAAGAAAAACCUCAACAGCCCUAUGAGCCUGAAGAAUUACAACCUUACGCCAGUUAUGUGCAAAGAGUAAACUCCAUCUACAACUCUUCUGCUGAUCUAUUCAGUGCUUGAAUCACCCCGGUCUGAUAUGAAAACACCAAGACGUUCUUGAGCUUUAACACAAGCAGAUCUCUGAUGUGCUCUUCCGUCACGAACUGUCAUGGUGUUUUCGUUCGGCAAAUGCAGAUUCAUCGGGUGCACACCUACUCUGUGGAUAAAAUUACACACGAGUCCUAAUACUCUUGGUAAUGAGAGCUGAUGAAACCCCUUCAAAAGAACAUCCUCCAACGUGCAGACUCCGAUGAGUGAAACACAAACCAGACUGAGUCAAAGCGAAAGAAGGAGUGGAAACUGAAGGAUUGUUCUUAUAAUUUGGAAAUUUUCUGCUCUUAAUUCAAUUCACCUACAUUGAGGGCAGAAUUAUCAGGAUGACAAAGCAAUGAACGUGGGAACAUUUUAUAUUAGAAGUAAAAUUUACUUUCUCCUAGUGAGACUUUCCAGUAUGGAGUUCGCAGAGCUGGUGCAAUAUAUUGUAUUUUGAGUAAAGAAAUAUUUUAAACCAGCCAGAAACCUGUCUCAGUGCUGGCUUCAGCAUUUUAGAAGCCGUGUGCUUUCUCAGGCAAAAAAAAAAAAAACCAAACAGCUAAUUUACAGAAUGCGAGGUGUGAAAGAUGCAUGUUUACAUUCGGUAGCAGUUACUUUCACUUCACAACUAUAUCUAGAAUUUUAGGUCUGUAAAUUUACAUUCUUGGGCUUGUGAGCCAAAAGAAAAAAGUGGGCAGGACCAUGGGCUCUUUGGUGGAAAUAUUUGAGGGUUUUUUUCUUGCCAUCGCAUGGUGAACAUAAAAAAACCCUACCAACUUGUGCAAUGACAUGAUAAUGGCAAAAAAUCUGCAAGCAAUUAUAUCUUAAACGAACACGUGCUCACUUUGAACUCGUCACAUAUGGAUCUCUUGACGUCACCUUUGGACGUGCGGGGAUUCCCACAGACUUCGACCCCUUUGACAUGAUUCUGUAACGUGCAGGGAUUCCCAUUGAUUUAAAUAGAACUCUGAACUUGACGUGUUAGGUAAGCAGACUUCCCCAAGGUCAUAUUUAUCCAGCCCUCAAACAUUCAUUUUAAAAUUUACUCGCUAUCUGAUCUGCCGUAUGUAAAACAGAGUUCAGCAACACGUUCUCACUCCCAACUAACCCUAACUAUAACCCAUUCUCACUCACCCUAAUCCUAAAAAAAGAGCAAAAGGGUACCCGGGGGCAUCAAAAAGUGACGCCAAGGCAUCUUGACGAACGUGUCCAUGUGUGAUGAGUUGUGAGUGAGAACUUGAACAUGGCAAAUGUAACUGUUAUUCUGUAUUUUGCUUAUUAUACAUCACAUGUAACAUUAAUGAGCUUGUUUCAGCCUGAUACUUUGAACCAUUUCACUUUAAAAUGCUGAAAUAAGAAGCAUCUGGCCAGAGAACCAAAAAUUCUAGACGCUUGAGUGUAGUAAAAAUGUCUAGCAAUAUAUAUAUAUUAUUUUUUUUUCAUCAUAAUCUUAUAAUAGGAAAUGUUUGAUGCAAUUGACCAUAUUCGAUGUUUAUGCUUAAGUAUCCACGUAACAAUUUUUCUCAAAGAGUUGGAAUUUUCACAAAUUUUACAAUGACAACUGUAACAAACAGACUUGUACUGUAGCAUUCUACUUGUUAUAUAUACAUUUUAUUCAUAUGUGACAGUAAAUGCAGUUAACAUGCUGUUUACAUGAUAUGGUGUAAUUAUUAUUAAUAUGUAGCAUAUUACUCAAUAGACACGUCCUGUACACAGGUUGAAAUGUAAAUGGCUAAUGAUCAGAAUCACUCGUUUUCAUCACCAUAUUCGAAAACAAAGUGAUUCUGUACUAGUAUUUCUGUUUCUAAUUCAGUUUGACAGCCUAAGACUAAUUUCCCUGUGUCUUUCACACGUUAGAAUCAAAGUAUUUUUUUCUGUCAUCAUUCUGUUGCUGAACAGAUGCUGAAAAAUCUUUUUUGAUACUUUCAAAGACCUCACACCGACGCCUCUGUGAUACAUCCUAUGAUGAGGGAGUAAACAUUAUGCUCAAAUUUUUAUAAAUCCAUUAAACAAGUGAUAGAGAUGAAAAAGAAACGUAAAAUUAUUAAUUGAUUCUUGUAGGCAGUUCAACUGCACAGUUUCUGAUAUAUGUUUUUUUUAUUAGACUUCUUCUCAUAUUAUCAUUAAAAAAACUGUAGUAAUGUCUCAUCCUGACCAAUUUACAGAACAGCAUGUAUUUACGUUUUCUGAAUGAAUAAUACCACAGCAAUUUUCAUUCACAGACAAUAAAACCUUGUUCUUUUUA
Molecule: messenger RNA, 3674 nt
Organism: Silurus meridionalis
Lineage: Eukaryota; Metazoa; Chordata; Actinopteri; Siluriformes; Siluridae
Product: cell surface glycoprotein CD200 receptor 1-A
Exons: 7
Coding region: 425-1417 (330 amino acids)
Biological process (GO): regulation of neuroinflammatory response
Molecular function (GO): signaling receptor activity
Source: RefSeq, a predicted model, not a curated record